AUGGCAAAAUAUUUGCGUACAUUAGUAAUAUUGUUCGAAGUUGAUAUUUCUGGUAUCAACUUCUCAGACUUCGAAAGUCUGCAUGUUUUACGUCUUGACGAUGGAGUUGAGGAGUUGUCAAGUUCGAUUAGAAAGUUCAUACACUUGAGAUAUUUUGACAUAUCAAACACAGGAAUUAAAUAUUUGCCGGAUUGGAUAGGUGAAUUCUCUCACUUGCAGACUUUGAGAGUAGAUGCACCAUAUUUGAGAAAACUGCCAAGUACGAUUAAGUACUUGAUUAACUUUAGGCAUCUUUAUAUUAAUGAGGAUGUGGAGUUGCCUAUGGGAAUUGGGAGAUUAACUUCUCUCCAAACACUAAAGUACUUUCCAGUGGGUGACGAGGAUGGCUGCAAAAUUGAAGAGCUGGGAAGUUUGAAAAAUCUUGAAGGAGAGUUAGAGAUUCGUAAUCUGGAAAGGGUUCGUGACAAGGAAGAGGCUGGGAAAGCCAAUUUAUUCAAGAAGUCGAAAAUAUUGAAGUUGUGUUUGGAAUGGGGUGAAGACAGAGAAGGUGAAAGAAACGAUGAGAAUGUAUUGGAAGGCCUCCAACCUCAUUCAGAUCUGAGGGUGUUAGAGAUUUGGGGAUUCAAAGGUAAAACAUUUCCAUUAUGGACUCAGAAGAUGGCAGUUGGAGAUGUGGUGCUUAACAAGUUAAUGUCGUUAUCACUUAUUGACUGCAGAGAAUGUGAUGAGAUCCCAAUGUUGGGGCACUUGCCCAAUCUCAAGUCCCUUCUGUUGAAAGGAUUGAGAGAUUUGAAGUGUAUAAACUCUUCAUUCUACGGAAUGGUGAACAACGACACACGCAUUGUUUUUCCAGCUCUCGAGAGCUUCCAGUUGAAUUCAAUGCCUAAGCUGGCAGAGUGGGCAGAAAUAGAAGUUUCGGGUGCAAGUGAAGUGAAGCUAUUUCCUCGCCUCCAACAUUUGGAAAUCUAUGAUUGCGAGCAAUUGAUGAGUGUUCCAAGUCAUGUCUCGUCAUGCCUUGAAUAUUUGAAAAUUAAUGGGACUGGUCUAGAAUGUCUCCCAGCUGAUUGGUUAUUCUGCAACAACGAGACUCUCUCUACAUUGGAUGUAAUCGACUGCUCCAAUUUGAGAGAAUUAGGAGAUAGCUGCGGAGAACAAUCACAAGGAAGCUUCACAUCCCUUUGCCGUCUCCAGAUUGAUGAAUGCGAAGCGUUGGAGUAUUUGCCAUGUGAAAUGCUGGGAUUCUCUCUCGAGAAUCUGUCGUUGAAGAGUUUAAGCAGCCUAAAGAAUCUAGCAAGAGUUUAUAGCUUGACUUUGAAAGGGAUGGAAAGUUGGGAAUGCCUGCCGGAAUCAAUUCAACUUCUCACUGCUCUUUUUAAACUAAGCUUACAUGAUUUUGGAAUGGAAGAGUUGCCUGAAUGGUUUGGGAACCUCUCAUCUCUAAACUGGUUGGAUUUAUAUAACUGCAAAAGGCUAAGGCGUCUACCCUCUGUGGAUGCAAUGCGGCGCCUCACAACAUUAGAACAACUAGAAAUUUGGGAUUGCCCGGAAUUAGUGAUUCAAAGUGAGGCAGUUGAUUCUGAAUGGCCUAAGGUUUCCCCAUAUCCCCUACAUCCUAAUUGA
Molecule: messenger RNA, 1620 nt
Organism: Salvia miltiorrhiza (redroot sage)
Lineage: Eukaryota; Viridiplantae; Streptophyta; Magnoliopsida; Lamiales; Lamiaceae
Product: disease resistance protein RGA2-like
Exons: 1
Coding region: 1-1620 (539 amino acids)
Source: RefSeq, a predicted model, not a curated record